Messenger RNA from Effrenium voratum, 573 nucleotides. NCBI's taxonomy places the organism in Eukaryota, Dinophyceae, Suessiales, Symbiodiniaceae. The record is from the annotation of a GenBank genome assembly.
AUGAAGGCGCAGCAGCAGUUGACGGCGGGCCACAUCUUGCGUGAGCGCUUUGUGCUGAAGGAGCACCUGGGCUCCACCCCGGGCUAUGAGCUGCGCGAGCGUGACGAAGGGCCCGGCGUGCCGGGGUCACAAUUCCCAGACACCGGCAAGAUGGUAAAAUACGCCGCCUACGGCACGUCCCACCUGGGCACGGGGAGUUUUGGAGAUACCUGGAAGGCCUAUGACAUCAACCUCAGGAAGUACGUGGCAGUGAAAAUCUUCUAUACCCGCGGCGGUGGGAUGCCGGCCGCCGGCUUCCUGACACCCCACACAGUGAGGGUCAUGGGCGCCAAAGUAAAGAGCAUGGUGCAGGAGGCCGUGGAGGAGUGCACGGCGGUGAAGACAAUGGUGCGGGGCGAGCACGGCAUCGGACCCCAGCGCCUGUGCCAAUGCUUUGAGGACCACGUGAACGACGCCAGUGAGCACGAGCCCAUCUUCCUGGUCCUCGAGCUCUGCGGCAAGAGCCUCACCGAGAAGCUCCGAUCCCGCACCGCCACCUGGGCCUGGCGCAAGCCACUCGUCCACUGGGCAUAA